AUGCUUACCCCUCCCCCCGUCAUCUCCUCCCAGUCUCUGUCUGCUCUGGGUUAUACUGCGUUUAGCAGUGCCGGCAACGACGAGGACGGUGCUCUCUCUGACUCCGGCUACUCGCAUUCAUCGCACCCCUCUACAUCAACUACUACUCUCCCCGACCCUUCGCAAUUCCCUGAUCCCUACCCUUAUAGACCUUCCCGUUGGCACCUCGGCUCCGCAACGCCGGCAUUAUCUUCAGCAGACUCUUCCUCUGCUUCUACGCGUUCAUCUGCGUACACGGGAUCCGCGAAGUCAGGCGACUACGGGCACGUGAACGUGGCUCUGGGUGGCGAAGACGAGGCCACGCGUGGCGUCGGGGUGGGUAUAACCACCGACGACAUCGUCCAGCUCAAGACGCAGGAGUCGGGCGCGCCCUCAUCCGCGACGCAAGGGAGGACACCAAUCGAUCAAGGUCGGUGGUCAGAUUAUUACGCGAACGGCAUGCGCUCGCGAUCCUCGUCCCUCGCGAACUCCAAGGUGGAGCCCUCGCAGGACAAGCCCCUCCCUGUGCUGCGCGCCACGCCCAGUUUCGACAUGGGCUGGCAACGACCGGACGAGCGGGAUGAAGCUGGCAUUGGUAGCGAAGACGAAUUGGACGAUGACCCCUCCUUCGAUGACGACGAGGAAGUCGACGACGAAGAGGUGCCCGAUGAGCCCACCAGCGCAGCGCUCAUGGCCGAAGAAGGUCGGGGCGUUAUCGUAAGAGGAGGUGACGCGCCCAUCAUGCGUCUACAGGUGCAUUCAGACACGACACAUCUGUUGAUUGGGUCUUCGUCCACUCCGAAUCACGUACCAACAUUCCUGGCGACCGCUCUUCCCCAAAUUAGCUCCUGCCUGCUUGCGCUUGACAUCUCUGCGAAUUUCCUCAGUGCCUUGCCUCCUUCGCUGUCGGGUUGUGUCAACCUGGAGGAGCUGAACAUUGCGUACAACCCCUUGCGCGCCUUGCCAACCUUCCUGGCAACGCUCAGCAGCCUCCGUGUUCUCAUCGUAGACUCUACUGGCAUUAGCACACUUCCUGAAUCGCUUGCUUCCCUCGAGAUGCUUCACACUCUGAGCAUUCGGAGGAACAAGAUGCAUUCUUUGCCCAGCUGGCUGUGCGAGUUGACAGCGUUGGAAACGCUGCUCGUCGACGGUAACCCGUUCCAAGGUCCCUGGAAGGCCCUUAUGGAGCCGUUGCUUUCUCGUUCACCUCUUUCCCCGGGGAUGCCCCCCUCUACCCCGAUGUUUGCCCUCCACUCCGCCAGUAUGCGGAGCACCACAACGGCAACAACGGACGACGGCUACUCCGAUGAACUCUCACCCCGAAUCGACCAUGUUAGCCAUGAAGAAGAGGACCUGACCGUCACUUCCCCCCGCGCCCCGCCCACCCUUGCGCGCUCUAUCACUGCGCCACCGUCAGGCCAGCCUGGCCAGCUUCCCUCGCCCGGUCUGUCGCGCACAAGGACCACUCCCAACCGCGCAUACUACGACAAAAGCCGCACCAGCAGCAAGGGGCCUAAGUCUAUGUUCAGCGAGGCUGGACCAUCAGACUUCUCUAGGGCCGCAGCGGAGACGGAGAAAGAGGUGCGCAGGAUGAAGAGCGCGGGAGAACUGCGGAGGAACGCUCAGAGAACCCCACCGGCGUCGUCGUCGUCGUCGCCCCAGCGCGGGGCACUUGGCGAAUAUGUAGGGUCCGCCUCCGCGUCUAGCUCCAACCUCCUCAGCAUCGCUAGCUCCUCCUCACAAGACAGCCAGUCCGUUCCUCGGCGGUUCGCCAGCUUGGGCGUUGCGUCGGGGGCGAUGUCUCCUACCAUGAGCAGUCGCUCGCGGAGGACGGUGGAUAGCAGCAUCUGGGAUAGCCCAACGGAAGAGGAAACAUUAGUCGAGCCUGUCCCUCCUCUGCCGAAUAAGGUCAUCUUCCCGCAAGAGGGUGCCUACGCGAUGGACCAUGCGUUGCCUCCGCGGCCUCGCAUGAAGGAGGAUAAAGACAAGAGCAGCCGCUGGGGUUUCCUCAAGAAGAUGUCGAUGGGGAAGAUGCGGACAGACCAGCCUCCCCCGCCGUCCCGCUCUUCAUUGCACCAGUCCCAGGUGCCACCGCAGCAACAAUCGCCUUAUCCCUCUCGACCCCCGCCACCUAGGCAAAUGGUCUCCACCCCCCUCCUCGAUGUGCGCAUCUCGACGACCGGCACCCUCCUGCAACAACAUGAGUCUACCGACCAGCUACCCAUCGUGCCUAGCCUAUCACGCAAACACUCGAACGACCUUUUGAAGCUCACCGCGUCACCGCUCGAUCAGUUGAAGAAGAUGUCCAACGAGGCUGCGAAACAGGCUCCGCCAGGCUCGUCGAACAGCUUGCUUGUUCCCGGGGGUUUACAGGCCACAUCACGUGCAAACAAGCGUAGAAGCUUCCUUCCCAUCGACGUCUCGCCCAUCCCCAUUCCGGCGGCUUCGCAGUUUGUUCCCGGCGUCACCGCCACGAACAGCGAAGAGCAGGAAGAGUCGGCGCCACCAGUGCCGAGCCCGGUGCAACGUAGCCCUGUGCAGCUGGAGAACACGUACGAGGAAAUCCAGCGGCGCGAGGAGGAGCGAGCGAGGGAAGCCCGGAUCCGUGCGCUGCGCUCCGUCAUGUCGUAUCUGAAAGAUAUGCACGACCUUACUCGGUCGCAGACUCAGACUCUGUCCUUGUAUGGGCUCGCCUCGCUCGACUCUCAGUCGCCCGGCACUCGCUCUCGUCGACCCACCAUGGUAGACAACGGCCGGCUCAACGGUGAGAACUCUGUCGCAUCGAUCGUCUCCGGCGGGUCUUCAUCGAGGCCCGACUCUGUCAACUUGCGGUCGACGGAGGGGCGCAUCGGGAGCACCACGCAGACGAACAGCGUGGCGACGACGGACAGCACGGGUUCGGGAGGCGCCGAGGAGAAGAAGUACAAGGAUGACAAGGCGAAGCGGUCGAGGAUCAUCCGGGAGAUCGUAGAGACGGAGCGCACGUAUGUGAAGGGUCUGCAGGAGCUCGUCGACAUCUAUAUUCGGCCCGCUUCUGCCCCAUUAUCAGGGCUGAGCGGUGUCCAGAACAAAGAUACCAUCGUGCCUGCACAGGAGCGCAAGGUCGUGUUCAGCGGCCUGGAGGCACUGUUCUACUUCCACAGAGAGAGCUUCCUUCCUGCGCUUGAGCGAGCAUCAGCGCCUCUCUUGGCGCCUACGCAGCCUGGUGACCUUGACGGGCAGCUAUCCUUGUAUGUGGCGCGCGACGUAGCGAACACGUUCGUCUCGCAUGCUGCCUUCAUGAAGAUGUACUCGACCUACAUCAACAACUUCGACAACUCUGUGCAGCGCAUCAAGAUGUGGACGACUGACAAGCCCAGCCCUGCUGUGCCCGCACAGACGCUGUCGCCUUCAGCCAGCAGCUCACAGCUGGUUGGGCUUGGUCUCGCCAUGUCUGCCGGUAUCGGCAACGCUGGCGCAUUGGACAGCGCGCCUUCCAACAACGCAGUCUCUCUGUCGUCGAGCCAGCGGAAACGCAUUAAGCAGUACCUGAAGCGCUGCCGGAUGAACCCUAGACAUUCACAACUCAACUUGGAGGGCUAUCUGCUGCUGCCCGUACAGCGCGUUCCUCGCUAUCGUCUAUUGCUCGAGGAACUCACCCGCGCCAGUCCUCCAUUGUACGAGUUCAUGGACGAUCCGAUCGAACGCGCGCUCCAAGAGAUCGCCUCAGUCGCGACCAACAUGAACGAAGGCAAGCGGGACGCAGAGUCGCGCCGGAGGCUUGUGCAGUGGCAGGCGAGGAUACGGGGCAAGUUCCCCAGCCCACUCGUACAACCCCACCGUCGUCUCAUCAUGGACGGGUCGCUGAAGCUGACACGCGUCGUGAGGAAAGCAACGGUGGCGUUCGAAGUGAUCGACGCGCAAGGCGAUGCGUCCUCUAUCGAGGUCGAAUGUCUAUCGCCAGAGUUGACCCCCAGGGCCCUCGUCGGUAUUCUAUGCAACGACUUGCUGGUGCUCUGCCGGGACCCCUCUGAAGGGCAGGACCCGAACUGUGCAGUCGACCUCUGGGCCGUGUUGCGGAUGCAAACGCUUCCCCAGCCGGCCAGUAUCGUGCACGGCAAUACUCUCCGUUUGGUUGACAACAAGGCGAUACUAUACUUUGACGCCCCGUCGACAUCGGACGCCUUGACAUGGUACAGGGCCAUCAACCUCAACAUCCCUGCGUCCGGUCUGAAAAGCUAA
This is a messenger RNA of Trametes versicolor FP-101664 SS1, 4239 nucleotides long. RefSeq lists its product as uncharacterized. Gene Ontology annotation, molecular function: guanyl-nucleotide exchange factor activity. The transcript has 8 exons. NCBI's taxonomy places the organism in Eukaryota, Fungi, Basidiomycota, Agaricomycetes, Polyporales, Polyporaceae. The coding region runs from base 1 to 4239 and encodes 1412 amino acids. The record is from RefSeq and is a predicted model, not a curated record. Gene Ontology annotation, biological process: intracellular signal transduction.